UAGAAAUGUAAAUCAUCUGAAUACAUUUCAUAGUGGGUUUUUGCAAGUUUGAGACUUUAUAACUUGUGAUGUUAUAAUUGAUGUGAGUGUGAAACAAUCUACACUGGGUAGAACUGCUAACUAUUUUGUUUAAUUUAGUUUGUGUGGUUAAACUUUAUGAUACAGUUUUUUCUGUUAUAUAUUAUUAGAUAGAUAGAUUCUGUAAUGUGCUUUUACUUUGGGAUUUGGAACACUAUUAAACUAAUGUUCGAGGGACUCACUUCCCAUUAUUGUUUGAUAAAUAACCAAUCACUGUGGAAAAGACUUUUCCCUUUCCUCUUGUUACAUUGGCAUAUGCUAAUAUAAUGUAUCGCUUUGACUGUUAGCUGACUAUUUUAGCUACCAAACUGUUAGGUAUUAGUAUGUAGAUGAACUAUGGCCUAUAUAAAGCUAAUUGUUUUCUUCUUCUUGUUAUUCAGGUUUAUCUUUGAUUUUCAAAAUUAUAAAACAAAGAAACUGACCAAGUUGUUGAGCUAAAGAGUAGAGUUCUGACUGAAGCAUCAUCAAGGCAGUUUAGGUCCAGCAGUAAUGAAGAGCGAACAGGAACUACAAUCUUCCACUCAAGCUUCACAAGAGUCCCAAGGUGAACAGAAACUUAACCAAUCUAUAGAUGCUCCUCCUAUACAAGAUGCCGUUUCUGUAUCUGCUUCAAGCAAUGAUAGUAGGAAAGUCUCAAGACAAGAUAUUGAACUCGUCCAGAAUUUGAUAGAAAGAUGUCUUCAGUUGUACAUGAACAAAGAAGAGGUGGUGAAGACCCUCUUGACUCGGGCAAGGAUAGAACCUGCCUUUACUAGCUUGGUUUGGCAGAAACUAGAAGAAGGAAACGCAGAGUUUUUCAGGGCUUAUUACAUAAGGUUGAAGCUAAAGAAGCAAAUAGUUAUAUUCAAUCAGUUGCUUGAGCACCAGUACCAUCUCAUGAAGUAUCCUCCUGUUCCUCCAAAGAUUCCUCUGGCACCUAUGCCAAACGGAAUGCAUACCAUGGCACCUGUAGUUGGCAUGCAAAUAGGAUAUCCAGUACUACAACAUCCUCAAAUGCAUGUUCAAGGCCAUCCCCAUAUCGCUGCUGCAACCGCAAUGUCAAGCUGCCAUGUUGUUAACGGAGUCCCUGCACCUGCGCAUCUCCAGCCAUUGAGGAUGAACUCAACGAAUGAAAACGUGGAAGAUGCAAAUCUUCAAGUGGUUCCACCAAGCAGUGGUGAGAUGGCAGUGAGUCCAGCUUCUGUGGCAUCAAGCGGACACUUUCCAUUUGCUGAUUCAGACAUGGUAAUGGACACUUCAGUGCUUGAUUCUGAGUUCACUGCUGAUGUUGUUGGAGCAGAUGGAGGAGGAGGAACUGGGGAUACCACAGAGUCAUUUGAUCAGAUUCCCUGGGAUUUUAGCCUUUCUGAUCUCACUGCAGAUCUGUCAAACUGGAGAAAAUGAAUAGAUGUUUACAAGAUUUUAUAGUCUUACAACUACUAUACACACGCCAGAUUUACUUUUCAUAUAUAUCUUUUUAUAUAUAUGAAAAGUCUAUUUGAUUUACAAAAUAGUUGUUGAUUUAGAAACAGUAUUUUUAUAUGGUCUUUUUUUUGCUCAAAGGAAAGAUGGGAUUUUAACAAAAUGAGCUAUGUUGGUUGGUUAUUUUUAUAUGUUCUUUCCCAUCGAUAUUUAAUUGAAAAUUCUUUCAUUUAAAAUUUUUAUCAGUCUAUAACCAUUAUUUUAUUCA
Molecule: messenger RNA, 1747 nt
Organism: Raphanus sativus (radish)
Lineage: Eukaryota; Viridiplantae; Streptophyta; Magnoliopsida; Brassicales; Brassicaceae
Exons: 6
Coding region: 568-1461 (297 amino acids)
Source: RefSeq, a predicted model, not a curated record